Messenger RNA from Solanum lycopersicum (tomato), 2137 nucleotides. RefSeq names its product probable magnesium transporter NIPA4. The record is from RefSeq and is a predicted model, not a curated record. Gene Ontology annotation, molecular function: magnesium ion transmembrane transporter activity. Gene Ontology annotation, cellular component: membrane. Gene Ontology annotation, biological process: magnesium ion transport. NCBI's taxonomy places the organism in Eukaryota, Viridiplantae, Streptophyta, Magnoliopsida, Solanales, Solanaceae.
UAUUUGCAUGUUAUUUGAAUUAAAUUGGCAUAACAAGAAGCAAAAGGAAGAUCGGUCUCUGUGCUGAAUCUCCGAUCAAAGAAGAAACAGAAAUCGAAGACUCUUAUCGUCUUCUUCACUUUGAUUCCUUCGUCCGUCCACACUUUGUUUUUUGAAAAUUGCCCUCAGAAUCAACCACUGACACUGUAUUUUUUUUUAAAAAAUCAUAUUUGGGGUUUUCGAGUUUCAUUGUGUUAAGAAUUGUGCCUGGGAAAAUGGGUCUCUGAUGGAAUGGCAAAAGAAAGUUUAUGUGUUACUGAAGCUUUUCGGUUAUUGAAGAAGAAGAAGAAAAAAACUAUAUGGGGAGUUCACAGCAGUCCGGUAGCUUUGGGGACCCUCAACAAAUCUCCUCUGAUAAUGUUAAUGGUCUUUGCUUGGCUAUUUCUUCUAGUUUAUUUAUUGGGUCCAGUUUUAUCAUCAAGAAAAAGGGUCUUCAAAAAGCUGCUGCAUCUGGCCUCAGGGCAGGCUCUGGAGGUUAUUCUUACUUGAUGGAGCCGCUUUGGUGGGCAGGAAUGAUAACAAUGAUUGUUGGAGAAAUUGCUAACUUUGCAGCUUAUGCAUUUGCACCUGCUGUCCUAGUCACACCUCUUGGUGCACUCAGUAUUAUUAUCAGUGCUGCACUUGCUCAUAUGAUAUUGGGAGAAAAACUGCAUAUUUUUGGAAUAGUUGGUUGUGUUCUAUGUGUUGUGGGCUCAACAACCAUUGUUCUGCAUGCUCCUCAAGAACGUCAAAUUGAGUCUGUAAAGGAACUCUGGGACCUUGCCACGGAACCUGCAUUCCUCCUAUAUGCAACUUUGGUAAUAGUGGCAGUUGUCGUAAUCAUUGUCCAGUAUGCUCCAAAAUAUGGACAGACUCAUAUAAUUGCUUAUGUUGGAGUUUGUUCACUCGUUGGUUCUAUUGGGGUUAUGAGUGUCCAGGCACUAGGAAUAGCAUUAAAAUUAACGUUUUCUGGGACGAACCAGUUGUUGUAUCCUCAAACAUGGAUCUUUGCAGUUGUCGUAGUGACAUGCGUGUUAACACAAAUGAACUACUUAAACAAGGCUCUUGAUACAUUCAACACAGCACUUGUAUCACCAAUAUACUAUGUGACGUUUACAUCACUCACAAUAGUCGCCAGCGUCAUCAUGUUUAAGAUAAGACAUCCAGCCUUGAGGGAGCGCAUUAGAGUUGAAAUUCCAUCAACGCAUCUCAUGUUCCUCUAUGUCCAAAAUGCACCAAAAAAUGCAGGCAGGUGCCAUUCUCUAGAUAUCCGUGAUGGUUUAUCAACUCUCCAGACAUUCCGGCUUUCGCAUGCAUUCUUUACACUGAAUGGCAUGACCAGCUAAGUCCAAAAAUCGAGUGAAACAUGCUCCAAAAGUCUGCUGCAACAGUACAAUGGAUCGCUGAUGCUUUUCUGAGUUGGUCUUGCACUUGUAGCAUCUGUUGACUAUUUGAGGAAUUCUUCUUGAUAGAUUAUCCUGUGUUAGACAAGCGUCUUUUGAGACCUGUCCAACUGAAACGAAGUACUUGUCAGGCGCUUGGUCUUCCAAAUAUACUUCCAAGGCCAUUUGUCAAUCAUAGGAUUGCUGAAGGAGAAAUUAUAUCCAGCCUUGACGGAGUAUAGACCAAUGUCAGAAUUCCCCAUUUCAUUCUGUCUAUUAUCUGCAGCAUGUUUACUGCACAACUUUCUAACAAUAUGAGUAGUUGUAGUUUAUAUAUUUCUUUGAUUUUCUGUUAUAUAUUUAAAGUACAUGGCAAAUAAGUGACUAUGAAGUCUUUUUGAGAAAGCAACUACCUAUGUUCAUAAAAAUGGUCAAAAGCUGCAUUAUUAGGGUAUUCAGUGCAUUUUAUAAAGCAAUCAUUCACAUGCCUUCAAGCAUGAAAUGCUUAUUUACCCUGGCAAACCCACUGGAGCUUGUGGUUCAUGGAUAAGUUGCAAAUCUCUCCAUCCUCUCCUGCUUAUUGACCAUAAGUGCUUGUCUUAAUUACUGGAAUAGCUGCUUUCAAGUGUUGAGCCAUAGUGAUUGACAGUAGUUAAAUAUUUAGAUAAGUUCAACUUGCGUUUGAAAGGCAUCCUCUAUCUUCAACCAUCUUAUCUUCUUCUAAAUUGUCCUUCGUG